Molecule: messenger RNA, 3057 nt
Organism: Chelmon rostratus (copperband butterflyfish)
Lineage: Eukaryota; Metazoa; Chordata; Actinopteri; Chaetodontiformes; Chaetodontidae
Product: phosphatidylinositol 4-phosphate 5-kinase-like protein 1
Exons: 10
Coding region: 110-1441 (443 amino acids)
Biological process (GO): phosphatidylinositol metabolic process
Molecular function (GO): phosphatidylinositol kinase activity
Source: RefSeq, a predicted model, not a curated record
CCUGCCUGGAAUGCAGUACGACUCAGAAUGGGAGGGAACAUGCGAAUGUAAAGACACUGUCUGAACCAUUUUCUGUGUUUUACAGCUUAGUCCAAGCAAGAACAUCAAGAUGGCACGGAGCAAAGCUGCCGGCACCUCCGGAGCUGCCACGCGCAGACGCUGGUGGCAUUUGAGACAGCGGUGGAGGAUGCUCGGGGUGUUUGAGAUCAACCCCGAGCACGAGUUCUACCAUCUGACAGCCAUGAUAAAAGAAGGCAUACAUGCCUCCAUUCAGACCACUGUGGACACACCAGGCCAGGACACACUCACAGCUGAACAUUUCAAGGCAGAGGAGACUCAAAGCCAUGAGGGGUUUGAGAUGCAGACGUAUGCAGCGUCAGUGUUUGCUAAACUGAGGCGUUCACUGGAUAUCACAGAGGAGGAAUAUAUGAACUCCCUCUGCUCAGGCAGCUGCUACCUCCAGUUUGUCAGCAACUCCAAGAGCAAGGCAGAUUUCUUUGUCACGAAUGACAAGAGGUUCUUCCUAAAGACCCAGAGCAGGCGUGAGGUCACGUUUCUCCUGUCCAAUCUGCAGGCAUACAUGGACCACUUGGAGAAAUACCCUCAUUCACUGUUGGUGAGGUUUCUUGGUGUCCACAGGAUUGUUAUUCCAAAUGAAAUAAAGAAGUACUUCAUUGUGAUGCAGAGUGUGUUUUACCCUGAUGAGAGGAUCAAUAUUAGAUAUGACAUAAAAGGCUGUGAGGUGGGAAGAUGGACUAACCCUGACACCGGGGGGAAACAAAUAAUAAAAGUGCUGAAGGACAAUAACUUUGAAGGACAGUCCAUUGUAUUAGAUCGAGAGAAAUCCUGGUUUGCCAGUCAAGUGAAAAUGGAUGCUGCCUUCCUUAAAGAGCUGAAUGUGCUGGACUACAGUCUGCUGCUGGCCCAUCAGCCUCUGCACCGAGAUGAGCUCGAAGGGAAACACUCCCUGGCAAACCUUGUUAUCCGCACCACAAAGUCUAUGGACUUUGAUGGCAGUCCCACAGGGUCAGACCCCCCCACCAUUCCAUUACUGGAAGAGGCCAGGGGUGAGGUGGUACCAGAUACUGCAGAUUGUGGAUCAUGCAAGCCACAGGCAGCAGCUGAGGGCUCUGGUGAAGGGAUCCCCCUACAGGAGAUAAACUGCGCUGGGAAUGAAACCAGGGCCGACUCAGAGCUACAGGAGUUCCAUGAGCAUCAUUGUAGGCUACUGCCCAACUGCAAAAAUGCUGUUCAUGUCAUAGAUGGGCCAGAUCGUCGCUACUUUGUGGGCAUCAUAGACAUUUUUACUGUCUAUGGUUGGAAGAAAAGACUGGAGAACCUGUGGAAAAGCCUCCGCUACCCUGGCAGGGCCUUUUCCACGGUCAGCCCCACCAAAUAUUCAAACAGGUUCUGUCAGUGGAUGCAGGACCACACUCAGUGAAAUACAUUCAUCACUGACAUAUUCUACAUAGCACUUGCUGUAUAACCCCCAGUGUCCACUAGAUGGGGCUGUGUCACACUCUGGCUCUGUCUCAGCUGCCAGAGAUCUGCUGUCCUGCCAAGUCUGGGAUACGAGUCCAUAUGUGUCAAUAUGCUGUUGACACGUGUUGAUGCUGAUUGAGAAUUUCUUCAUGUUUGGAUAGAAGUUGUAGUCUUGUAUGCAAAUUCAGAGCUGGGCAAUAUAUGUAGUCAAAUGCCCAGGGUGCCAGGGUACUGGAGGGGAAAAUGAAUACAAUGAAUAAAUGAAUACAUGGACAAAUAACUGAUACAAAUACAGAAAAACAAUGCUGUGAUAUGUGCAGAUUGUGGAGGUCACAGCAGCUCCCAUGCUGUUCGAGGAUUAUGUUCACUUGGAUUUCCACCUGUUCAGACCAUCCUUUAAGGUCUCUCAUUUAUAGGACAAAGUUCAUUGUAUGAUGUGCUUUAUGUAGCUGCUGAAUCAGUAAAUACUCAGUAAAAAAGUCUAUCAGAUGUCAUAAAAAGGCUAGAACAACUUUAAGGUUUUUUAACCUACUGUAUAUGCAAUUAUACUUUUGAUAUAGCUAUAACUUCAGAGUAAAUAAAAGUUACAUUGCAGGAGGGUAAAGAUAUUCUGUGAUUAUGACUAAGAAGUGUCUUAGGAAUGCUAACAUAAAGAAAUGGCUGAAGGCACCAGUUAGUGCUGUGUUAAAUCAUUAAAUCAUCUUUUUCAGUAGAUUUACUUAUUGGACUUGGUCCUUCAUCACAAAAGGGCCUUUUUUAACUUUACUUACUUACUUGACCUUUUUACUUUGUUUUGUUGUGGACUGAUAAAGGUUCAUAAGUAAAGACAAAAGAACUCCUGAUCUUUGCUCCUAGGAGGUACUUGUAGCUACAAUAAUAAUAUUGUUGACUUUCAGUGUGUGUGUGUGUGUGUGUGUGUGUGUAUGUGUGUGUGCGCGCGCGCACAUUAUUUGAUAUGCUUUUGACAGUUUCAACCACCACACUCACAUGAGGAUUGAAACAGUCAAAAACUGAUGUAUCUGUAAUUUUUUUCACAGAUAAAAUUGAAAAGAUUAGGCAAACUAUCAGUGCUUCACUGAAGUUAACUAACAAGCCUCAGCCUCACUCGAAAUAAUGUGGUAAAGAUGAGUCAUUUUAGUGUCAUAAACUCUUGAAGAAAUAGUUUGACAUCUCAGAUCCAUCAUGCACUGCCUUGAUUGGAGUUAAAAAUUAUUUUUUUUAGAAUAGGUUUUCAUUCUUUAGUGUAAUAAUACUGUUUUGAGGACUAUGGAAGCUUUACAUUAUAUUUGUAUGUUGCUGCUCUGUUGUGUUGUGAUUGGUAGAUCUACCUACCUAGACCCACCCCCUGCACCUACAGUUUCAGACCUCGUCUUCAGGUUCCAGCUGGUAUCAGCCCAACCACCUAAACACACUUGCUAAAUAUUGCUUUGUUUUUAAUUUUAGUGGUACACUUUUUUUUUAAUUUAUUUAUUAGAUGUUGUAUUUGAUUGCCUUCUGAGUGUCUCGACAUUGUGUGUUAUUACUGUUUUUACUGCUGCAAGGCUAAUUGCCCCUCAGGGAACAAAUAAAGUUCAA